Messenger RNA from Eucalyptus grandis, 823 nucleotides. Its product is annotated as thaumatin-like protein 1b. Lineage: Eukaryota; Viridiplantae; Streptophyta; Magnoliopsida; Myrtales; Myrtaceae. The coding region runs from base 80 to 823 and encodes 247 amino acids. Gene Ontology annotation, biological process: defense response. The transcript is spliced from 2 exons. The record is from RefSeq and is a predicted model, not a curated record. Gene Ontology annotation, cellular component: extracellular region.
UCAGCUUAGCAUCCCCGGCAUCCUUCAUCUCCUCGAAUAUAAGAGAACGAAGAAAGAAACAGAUCUCAAGCUUCCGAUCAUGGACGCAAGAGGGUCUUUUUACCUCCUCCUGCCUUUCCUAGUCCUCCUCGCAAGAGGAGCCAGCGCGGCCACGCUGAGGUUCACCAACAAGUGCACAUACACCGUCUGGCCCGGGACGCUGACUGGUGGGGGCGGAGGGCAGCUAUCCUCAACCGGUUUCGAGCUUGCCCAGGGCGUGUCCUUCACAAUCGAUAACGUCCCGGACACUUGGUCUGGCCGGGUGUGGGGCCGGACGGGCUGUGCCACCGAUGCCUCCAGCAAAUUCACCUGCACCACUGCUGACUGCGGCUCUGGCCAGGUGACCUGCAAUGGUGCGGGGGCAAUCCCGCCAGCCUCCCUGGCAGAGUUCACCUUUGUGCCGGCAGGCACCGGCCAGGACUUCUGCGACAUCAGUCUCGUGGACGGCUUCAACCUGCCAAUCUCUGCAACCCCAGAGGGCAUCGGCAGUGGGGGCAGCACCACCAGCUGCCCAGCCAACAUAAACUCCGUGUGUCCACCGGAGCUCGCAGUGAAGGGGCCGGAUGGGAACGUCGUGGCGUGUAAGAGCGCGUGCCUGGCGUUCAAUGAGCCCCAGUAUUGCUGCACCGGGGAAUACGGGACGCCAGACAAAUGCCCACCGACGAACUACUCGAAGAUUUUCAAGGACCAGUGCCCUCAAGCUUAUAGCUACGCUUACGACGACAAGAGCAGUACUUUCACUAGUGCCGGCGGGUCUGAUUUCCUCAUCACAUUCUGUCCGUGA